UUAGUCAUGUUUCAAUGUGUUGGGUUUGCAUUUUGUUUGGAUGAUUAUUGUUUUUUAAACGCAGUGGAAUUUCUACUUUUGGGAAGAACGACAGAGUGAAGUUCAGUGUCGUGGUAGGUGGGUGCAGGCAAUAUUUGGCUGUCGGUCGCUUGGAGGGGCUGGGCCCGAUGUAUUUCCUUUCUCGAGGAAUUGGUAUUAGAAACUAAUGGACUGGCCUGGACUUGAAGAAGUUACAAGUGCAGAGCUGUGAUAUAAAUAGUCGUAUCAGAGGUGAACGCCAGUGUAAAUUAGUCAGUGAAGCGCUAUGCUCAUCUGCACACACCACUCACAAUGGCAGAGCCAAUGGCGGGGGACUCGAGUGAGGAGGCUGCAUGUUUCGAGUGCAUGAUUUGCCCUUAUCACGGAGACUCAGUAGAACAGUUGAACAUCCACAUCAACGAAGUGCACUGCCAGAGCCCCAGAGCACAGCGUACUGCACCGUCCCUACCCGAAGCUGUGACGUUAUCGUCAGAAGCAGUGACAUCAUCAGCAGCGGCAGCAGCAGUAUCAGAUCCAUGCAGCGCCUACGAAUGUCCAGUUUGCGGGCUGGUGUGCAGUGAUGACGUUACAUUGCGUCAUCACGUUGACGAGCACUUCAGCGGCGAUGUCACUGCAGAGACAGCGGCACAGGAUGGGUCCGCUAAUUGGCGCAGCAGUGCCUGCGCACCCGGCGGUAUGGAUGCACCAAUAGUUGUAGACGAGGACGACGACUGCGAUGAAACAAUGCGUGGCGAGAGUGCUUCCGGCUCGGCGAACCCACCAGAGGCACAGGCCAUAUGUCCGUUUUGCGGAGCAGAUGUUCCUCUCUCUAGCCUGGGCGACCACCUGACUGCACACGAGAUAGCCAAGUCUGACACAACAGAGCUGCAACGUCAGCAACAGGACAUGGCUGCAAAGGAAAGCGAAGAGUUCAAGAAAUUGCAGAAACGUUAUGGUAUGGAGUCCACGCAGAAGGGUUACUCUAAGACGUACGAACAGCGGUUGGGUCAUGAUGCCGAUAGACAACGCAUUUCUGGACUUGACUAUCAUCGUGAGAAGUCCAUGCUGGCUGAGAGAAUGGCUAGGGGUGUGGAUGAUGGCUCCACGGCCACCAGAGAUCUUAUCAGCGCAGUGGCAGGCAUCUACCGACACCACAAGAUCCGUUCGCUGCAGUCCGUCUCUCUGUGUUGUAAUGUCACGCACUACUCGGCCGAUCGUGGGGACAGCGGCUGGGGCUGCGGUUAUCGUAAUCUUCAGAUGAUGAUGUCGUCGCUGAUGUCUGUGCCGGAGUACCGAUGUCGUAUUCAGCGCCUGGUUCCCAACCUUGCAGCUGGUCAAGUCCCAUCGGUUCCCAAGCUGCAAGAGCUGAUCGAAGCAGCCUGGACAUCUGGUUUUGACCGCGCUGGCGCUGAUCAACUAGGACAUAAGCUAUGCAAGACUCGCAAGUGGAUAGGCACAACCGAGAUUGCGGCUGUGCUGAGAUAUUGUGGAAUACGCAUGCAGAUUAUUGAUUUUCAUCGACCCAGCGGACCUAACAACACCCAUCCAGCCAUGCUGGACUGGGUUAAAUCUUACUACAGCGGCAGUGCGUCCACUUCUAGCCACGUUCCUAGAGGCGGUGUGAGCAGUCGUACCUCGUCAUCAGCUCCCGGGGAGUCUGGAAAGGCGGCAACAUCGUCUGUCGUCACUGCGGCAGCGCAGCGUAACAGACCCGCUUCGGGCGCUGCAGGUCCUCCAUCACAAGCAUCUGUGCAAGUUCACGGCGAGAAGUUUCCACUGUACUUCCAGCACCAAGGUCACAGCCGGACCAUCGUUGGCUACGAGGAGCGUAAGGACAACAACCGGUCGCUACUCAUCUUCGAUCCGUCGCAGCCGCCACGCAAGAUGGCUUCGCUGCUGCCGUCCAAGAAGACAGUGACGACGACGGCCAUGGCUGCCUCGUCUAGCCGAUCGGGUGCAGCAGGCACAUCGUUGUCACGAGGAGCUUCUUCGGCGGCAGCCGGAUAUCCGAAUCACACAACAGCGUCAUCGGCGGCGUCGUGCCACGGUGCUGAAGUUGCGGCGGACGCCGGUCGCAUCCAGGUGAUCCGACGACCGCUCGGACAGCAUCAGGCGGACAAGUACCAAGUGGCGUACGUGGACGGCCUCGUCCUGCCAGCCGAGGUUAAUAGGAUGAAGACUAUUCGAUCACGGCGUAUUCCGUAGCCGAGCACUUCUGCCUGCCAAACUCUACUGAAGGCGGCCCGAACACAACAAGAAAGAGAAGAACCCGCUGUCGGUAACGUACCUCUGCAUUCACGCAGGCUUGCUCCAGCUACUGGGGUAGUAUUGCUCCUGCUACUGGGGUAAUACUGUUGAGUUGUUUUUGGGCACUGCCAGAGUAUCGAUAUCAAACGUACAACUGUUAGCAUAUUGAUACCAAACGUACAGCUGCUAAAGCAUCGAUACCAAGCGCACAGCUGUUAGAGCAUCUAUAUCAAACGUACAGCUGCUAAAGCAUCGAUACAAGCGUACAGCUGUUAGAGCAUCUAUACGAAACAAACAACUGUAAUUGCAUCGAUACCAAGCGUACAGCUGCUAGAGCAUCUAUACCAAACGAACAACUGUAAUUGCAUCGGCACCAAGCGUACAGCUGUUAGAGCAUCUAUACCAAACGAACAACUGUAAUUGCAUCGGCACCAAACAUACAGCUGUAAUUGGCGUUGAUACCAAACAUUCAUGUGAAUAUCUCUACUGCCUGCGCCACCGUCGCUGCUCCUGCUGUUGCCAUCCCGUCGCUGCUCCUGCUGUUGCCAUGCCGUCGCUGCUCCUGCUGUUGCCAUGCCGUCGCUGCUCCUGCUGUUGCCAUGCCGUCGCUGCUCCUGCUGUUGCCAUGCCGUCGCUGCUCCUGCUGUUGCCAUGCCGACCCUGCUCCUGCUGUUGCAAUGCCGACGCUGCUCCUGCUGUUGCCAUGCCGACGCUGCUUGGUCGUCGUGACGCGUUACGCCGAGUGUUCAUAUUAUGGCAGUGCUAACAGUGCAGUGUCCGUGUGCAUGAGACACCACCGUGCUCUCUCUCGGUAUACACACAAACAGGAGUUGCAUGAGACACCACCGUGCUCUCUGUAUACACACAAACGGGAGUUGCUCCGCGUGGUUCUGAGCUCAUGCAGCACAUUGACUCGCGAGAGUCAGGCAGCCUUUGGCCAAUGAAGAUCGUGUUUCCGGGGACUAAAAGCCAGUCGCUGUGGCCCGAACUUUCCGACCUCCACCCGUCUGAUUCGAUGCUGACCUACACAUGUACACAUACCGGACUGCACAGUGUCCUGAUUCAGUUGAUAUUGAGUUGAUUGAUAGGAUUAUGUCUCCUGUGCUAAGUAAGGCCCUGAAGCUGAAUCGCCGUCGACUUCCUUGCAGCGAGUGAGUCUGUGGACACGCAACGCGUACGCGUGCACGCACACCAGUACAGGGGCCGUGCAGAGCGCAGACAGUUGUUGUCCGAGUCUCAACUUCAUCGCCGUUAGGCGGCGAACGGGCAGGUGCAGGCAUACUUGCACACACAUGCACACACACACGCACACGCACGUGCACGCACGCACACACACACACACGCACACACACACACACGCGCGCACACACACACACACACACGCACACACACACACACACAUACAGCAGGCUGUGUGCCCCGUCGCCAUGCGGGCUUGUGUUUGACUGCCGAUUUGACGGGUUUUGCACCGUGCCGUACUCUGUCUCCUUGCAAUGCAUGCACGCUUCGCGAGGGCACCCGGUGGCUCCCGUUUGUUUGCUUGCAACGCUGCCACUGGUCAUAUGCUGCUAAAGAUAUGUUAUGAUACUGUUCAGUUGUACCUUCUCUCACGGUGUAUUGUUUUCGGACUGUAUCACAUACCGGCAGUUUUACUUCAUACGCGGUACUUGAGUAGAGCAAGCAAUAUCACACAACUCACAGAGCAUCACAUGUCAUCCGAUAGCUAGGAGUUUCAUGCCCAUAGGCAAUCAUCAGACAACUGAUCAAUAGCUCUAUUCGAAUGGAUGUCGAGCACUGUACCGAGCCGGAGGACUCUCAUUUGCAAACAAUGUGAUAAUUAAUUAUUUUCAUAUUUAUUUUCAUUGAAGCGUAUCAUCAGGAUUCCGGGGUCCACGA
This is a messenger RNA of Sycon ciliatum, 4161 nucleotides long. Its product is annotated as zinc finger-containing ubiquitin peptidase 1-like. The transcript is spliced from 10 exons. The coding region runs from base 331 to 2223 and encodes 630 amino acids. The record is from RefSeq and is a predicted model, not a curated record. Lineage: Eukaryota; Metazoa; Porifera; Calcarea; Leucosolenida; Sycettidae.